This is a messenger RNA of Staurois parvus, 310 nucleotides long. Lineage: Eukaryota; Metazoa; Chordata; Amphibia; Anura; Ranidae. The record is from the annotation of a GenBank genome assembly.
CUUUGCUUUUACGUGGUCUACCACUUUGUGGCUGAGUUGCUGUUGUUCCCAGUUGCUUCCACUUUGUUAUAAUACCACUAGCAGUUGACCGUGGAAUAUUUAGUAGCAAGGAAAUUUCAUGGAUGGACUUAUUGCACAGGUGACAACCUAUCAUGGUACCACUCUUGAAUUCACUGAGCUCCUGAGAGCCAGCCAUUCUUUUACAAAUGUUUGUAGAAGCAGUCUGCAUAUACAGGUGCUUAAUUUUAUGCACCUGAGGCCAUAGAACUGAUUGGAACACCUGAAUCCAAUGAUUUGGAGGGGUUUCCCA